AUGGAUCAAAACAGAUGCCCGUCGAAAGGAGUCUGGAUCUUCUCUGCCAAGGCGAAAAGCCCCAAGGCAUCUCCCAACGACACCAAAAACUUAAAUACAGAGCCCACGCACGGGUGGAUACGAUUGGCAACAAAGUCUCUACUUCUUGUAAACGCAAAGAGUCAAAGUUGCAGCUCGCAGGAUAAGACCGGGAGCUUGAGCAACACCCUGGUAACACCCAUGCGAAGACACAGCAAUGCCAAUUCCAAUGCCGCCCCGUGUAAGAACCACAGAGCGAAAGAUAACGACGACCUAAACGAGAUUCUCUCACUCGUGAGGCACGAAGUAACCACCCACUUCCGCCAACUGGAUGCUUACCCCAAUCUCAUCGGCCCUCGACAGACGGGCAUCCUAGCGUACCUGCGAGCAAUGCAGGGGAUGUGGACCACCCCGCUAGUCGGUAGCACAGUUGCUCCCGGAGCCUGGCUCUAUGAAAUUAGUGGCUGCGCGGCAUGCAUGUUGACUCGUAUCUGCGCCGACACAGACGCUCUGUGCUACCUGUAUGUGGUUGUCAAGAGCCGGACUCGCACCCGCGACAGGGAUCAUCCGCGGCGGCUUAUGGCGUUUAUCGAGGAAUGCAUGGGCUCUCACGGCCCAAAUAUGGUGAGCUUGAUGAAUGAUAUAAUGAGUGCUGAUGCUGUCCAGAUGAAGAUCGUUAGAAAAGCGUGCAUGAAGGCGUGGAUGCUGGAUGUCCGGUUGAAAGGUUCUCUGCCUUCUCAGCGUGAGUCACCUUCCAUUGAAUCUAGGAAGAUAACAGCGGAUGGAGCAGCGAGCUAG
Messenger RNA from Penicillium chermesinum, 816 nucleotides. RefSeq lists its product as uncharacterized. Lineage: Eukaryota; Fungi; Ascomycota; Eurotiomycetes; Eurotiales; Aspergillaceae. The transcript has a single exon. The coding region runs from base 1 to 816 and encodes 271 amino acids. The record is from RefSeq and is a predicted model, not a curated record.